Messenger RNA from Drosophila erecta, 560 nucleotides. RefSeq lists its product as uncharacterized. The record is from RefSeq and is a predicted model, not a curated record. The coding region runs from base 172 to 414 and encodes 80 amino acids. Lineage: Eukaryota; Metazoa; Arthropoda; Insecta; Diptera; Drosophilidae. The transcript has 3 exons.
AUAAUGUACUAUAUACAGUGCCAGGCCUACCAGCUUGUGAAACUUUUGGUUGGCGACGAGGAAUAGUGAGUGACAACUUGGCUGAUCCCCAACGUCACAUUUCGAAGAGCUCCAGACUGGUUCACAUGCAUAUAUAAAAAGUGGAGCCAUCCGAAUUUUGUUUGUCAGUUAAUGCCCAUCAAUCGAAUCAAUCGAAUCAAUCCCACCACAGCCAUGGGUAGCGCGUCGCUAAAGUUCUAUCUGAUAUGUCUGCUAGUUGUCUGCGUGAUCGGUUGGAGUGCUGGAGCACCCAGUGCGCAACUUUCACGGAAGGAACUCGAGGAUCGGUAUCGAGAAAAGCCGCCGGUGCCCGAUGAGCGAAAUGCAGAUGCAGAAUUGGAUAAUGCCUUCGAUCGGAAUACCAAAAGACCUUGAAGUCCGAAUCUGAAUGGCCAGAGCCACCCUACGCACCCUAUUUGGAGUGCCUCUUUUUAUGUCGUAUUCAGGGUUAUGGCUAUGUAGUUCUAAGCUUAGGCAAAAUGUACAAGCUUAAAAUAAAGCAAUUACUUGGGUGAAACGUG